GGGCUUUCCUGUUUUUUUAUUUUUUAAAUCAGUCUGUGAACACUAUUGCUGAUCUGCCCUGCCUUCUUCAUGUUUAGCUCACAUUCUACCAAGCACCUUAAGACGACUUGUGCACAUAGCAGUACAACCAACUAAUACAAUGGAAAGGCUUCCUGCAUAUCUCCUGGUGCUCUUGAGCACCAUAAUGUUGCAGAUAACUGGGAAGGUGAUAGAAAUGGGCAUGUUUCCUGAAGCUCCUGAUUACUCUUUCUACAAUUGUCGCAAAGAGAUGCUGCAAAUGGUCACAAAACCCGGAGGUUUACUACAGAUAGAGAUUAACAACAAUACAGGUUUCCAGGAUAUGUGGAAAAACAGUCGUCCAUGCACAAAAUCAAUUCCAGGAGCAACAUCAGAGCACAUGACUGCACUGCACGUCUAUGUAGCAGAUAAUAAAUUUCGUACAAAUUUUGAUAAGAUUUACAGCAAAAGCACAGGUGGUUCAACUUACCAAGACGAGUUUCCUUUCAAAUCUGUUUUCUUCCUGCUGACAGAUGCUAUGAGUCUCUUAAAAAAGAAUUGCAGAACAGUGUACUCUGGUGCAGAAGAAGAAUAUAAGACAAAAGUCGGGGAGAAAGUGCGAUUUAAAAGUUUUUUUCCAGCAAUGCUGAAAUUAACUGAUGCAACUGAAAAUGCAUCGACUGGUGAGUUUGGCACUGUUUUCAGUAUCAAUUCCUGUUCUGCCAUCGAACUUGAUGCUAAUGGGUGUAACUCUGAGGAAAUGGAUCUACUAAUAUCUCCCACUGAAGUUUUCACAGUUGAAAACAUCGAAAUUGUUCACAAUAGCAACGAUAACUAUAAACACAUCACCUUAAAACAUUCAGAGUAUCAAAGUAAAUCCGACUGCAGCAGCCUUGUCAGCAGCGUGUCCAAAACAGAAGAAUCUAAAGAAUCGUCUUCAAGUUUGCUGAGUUCCAGUUUUCUGAAUAUGAUGGCUUCUUUACUAGUGGUGUACUUCUACACAAUGACAGUGUAAUAUACUCUUUAUGUUCGCAAUAAUGCAUCAUGUAUGGAAAAGUAAAAGCUGUUACACUCUGAGCAUUGUUCUUGAGUUUUGGAAGAUUUUAUUACAAUAAAAGAUUACUUUGUUUAAAUGCA
Molecule: messenger RNA, 1134 nt
Organism: Danio aesculapii
Lineage: Eukaryota; Metazoa; Chordata; Actinopteri; Cypriniformes; Danionidae
Exons: 4
Coding region: 140-1012 (290 amino acids)
Molecular function (GO): NAD+-protein-arginine ADP-ribosyltransferase activity; NAD+ poly-ADP-ribosyltransferase activity
Source: RefSeq, a predicted model, not a curated record